AUGUGUCGUGAUCAUAUAAAGCCUACAAAUAUUAACCCCAAUCAACUAACCAAUGACGUCUCAUUUCUCCCAGGGGAGAUCCGGGACGAAGCUCACCGCGGCUACGCUGACUCCCGACGAACCGUGUCAGCCAUGCUGGACACGCUGGCACAGAAGAAGACGGACGCCAACUGCAAGGAGGUGGCCAGAGACGGCAUGACCUGCUACCAGUGCACCGACGCCAAGGGAUUCCAGACGGAGGACUGCGCCUACGCCAGCAACAGUAAGGACCCCAACAACCAGCACGUGAGCUACAGCGAGUCCUCCUCCUACGGCGACCCCAAACAGGACAAACACUCCUCCACUCCCGGCGACAAGCACAAGCGAGACGGUGGCGACACCUAUAACUUUGACUACGAGCCGGACUUUGACGGGAUCGAAAUCGACUCGGAACGUGACGAUUAUCAUUCGGGCUCCCAAGGCGGGAGAAACUCUCAGGAUCCAGACGAACAUUUCUCAGGAGAAGACGACUUCCUAACUCCCGACGAGGAGCAGGAUAAGGCCCGCUAUCAGACCCCGGGAGCGUUCAAGUCGGGUCGGUUCCGUGAUACUUAUGCCGGUCGUGUCCGAUCCCGGUCUAAGCGUCACGCGGGCCACUAUCACGGUCCUGAGGAUAACUCGAACACCACCGAACAUCAGCCUGUAGCGGAUGACUCGUACACCGGUCGGGCCCUGGCGAGGUUUCUAAGUGACGAUGAGCAUAACCACGAGGUCGGGCCGAGGACUGAUACCCAGGGUGAGCUGCAGUACCAUGAGGACACACCGCAGUACCGCUCUGAGGAGCCACAGUACCGCGCUGGGGUAGCACAGUACGGCGAAGAUACACCAAAGUACCUCCAGGAAGUACCAAAGUACCACAGUACCACUACCACAGUACCACAGUACCACUCGGACGCUCGUCCAGCACAGCGUCGCAGCGGAGGCGGGUACCACGUGCGGGGAGUUGUACCCGAGUACCACCGUAAGGUGGAGUCCUCCCAGUCCUCCGGUGGCGGUUACGACAGGUACGGCACUGGCCAGCGCCGGCCCGCGCCCCCUCCACCAUCUCAGGAUUACACUGAGGAGCACGACGCCGGUUACCGAGACGGCGACCACAGCGCCACCAUCGGCGAUCUCUUUGACUACAGGUUCGGAAAAGCGCCGAUAGAUGACAAGUUUGUCGAGAGGCUGCAGGAAGACCGUCAAGAUGACGAGCCUGCUGAAUAUGAGUACGAUGAUUCCGAGAGGCCUGAGUAUGAAGACCCCAACGUCCCUGACUAUGACUAUGACUAUCAGGGAAGUGGCCAGGAUUAUGAGUAUGUGGACUACCCCUCACAGCGGCGGCCGUCCAGAGCUCCUGAGGACACACCCAACAGAUAUUCCGACUACCGAGACGGCCCUCCCCAGUACUAUUCAAGAAACCCCAGCGGACACACUUACCCCGCAGUCGACUCGUAUCCAGCUCAGCGACAGCAGCGCCGCGGUGCGGAGAACUCCAGAAGCACUGACAGUCAGGAACCCGAGCCAUCUCAGCGCAGCUACGGCGCAGAUGGUGCUGCCACCUACAACAAAGACCGAUACCAGCGUCAUCAGGCGGACGAUCGUGACAACAGCGUCAAAGAGCGCGAGCGAGCGCAAGACAUGGCACCUCUAAACGACGAACCAGCCCCGUACGAAACUCACACCUACGCCAACCCUGACGCCACUCGCUCCUACGAGGUAUCCGCCCACUCGAGGCCCUCUCUGACAGAUGACCUGGGCAUGCCCCGGGGGUACCUCCAUAGCGACACUCGCCCCACGAACGGCCGAUCGGCUCCCGGGUACGGGGACGGUUCGGAGACGAGGUAUGACCGCCCGGAAACAUACGCCAGCCUGAACCGUGGCUCGGCCAUGACCCGGCAGUACCAGGACCCAGGAAGGGAGUUCUUCAGGAGCCACCCGGUCGGCUUCGAGCACUUCCCCAACUUUGAUUACGUCGAGAAGGAGAAGAAAAAUAAGUAGGCCUCGAGAAUCGCUUUCGAUGUGACAGUAUUUUAGUAUGCUUACUUGUUUUGUUUCUGUUUUGUGAAGAUAUCUCCUGGUGUGUUAGUUAUGUUGUCAUCGUUUGUGUUUAAUUUUGUUGUUGCCUGACGUUUUUGUAUAAUGUAAGGGUGUAAGGACAGGACAUAGUAACGCAGCACAUGUGGUAAAAUGCAAAUAUGUAUAUUCGAUUUAUUGCAACAUGUUCUGUAAGCGAUUCAGUGCCGGCGAGGCGCUCGAGGUGAAGGUAGUAAAAUUGCAAAUAUAGUGCAAUGUAUAAGGAAUACUCAGAAAGCGACCAUAGCUGUAUCGCGGUAGGACUUAUUUAUAUUGCAACAGUACUGUUUUAUCUAAAGUUAAGCUAAUACUUUAGUUAGAAUUUAAUAUGUGUGGGUAGCAACCCAGCUGACAGAAAAGUAAGAUAUACUAAUAUACUGAUAUACUGAUAUACUGAUAUUAUAUCUGCUGGUGAAUGUACAAUAGAACAAAAAGAUCUAUAGUCAAAUGGCGCACUCAAACGAUUUAAUUACCGAAAACUGUCUAAUUCGUUUAUCACUUCUAACGGUGCCAUAAUAUAAUUGGUGUGGGAGAGUUACUACACUAGCAAGUAGCAAAUACCAAGGCAGUAAGUAACAUGCACUCUUCAAUCUUCAUGCAUUCGUGCAUUCUUCAGUAGGUAACAUGCACUGCACACCUCAUCUUAAGUCACAUUUCAAUAUCAAUUUGCAAUGUACAGCGUUGUAAAGUACAUUAAAGAGACUUGAGAAUUUUUUACCGGCUUGUUUUUAUGAGAGUAGGUAUAUGUACGCUGCAAGUAUUUCUGUGUUAACUGAAACGAUUUCUGUGUAACGCACAUGUUAUGAUAACCGUUAUGCAAGCUAUGUCGAAGUACAACAAUAAAGCACCUUCUUUGGCA
Molecule: messenger RNA, 2953 nt
Organism: Amphibalanus amphitrite
Lineage: Eukaryota; Metazoa; Arthropoda; Thecostraca; Balanomorpha; Balanidae
Exons: 3
Coding region: 1-2019 (672 amino acids)
Source: RefSeq, a predicted model, not a curated record